AUGCAGCAAAACGUAGAAGUUCAAACAGCUAUCCCUUAUCGAUCGAGCAUUCAAACUACUUCGCAGUCAGGUCAAGCUCAGGUAAUAAGUGCAGGUCAGGCCGCGUUGUAUUAUCGAGCCGGUCUUCCGAUCGAUCCGGUAACUCUCGCCUCGCGAGCUGAAGGAACGGGCCAGUUCUGGCGAUACACGCAUGCACAUGCCCACGUAGGUUGGCAUACACACACGCGACUGGCAGUCGUGAUGUCCACCGUUUAG
Protopolystoma xenopodis is the source of this 255-nucleotide messenger RNA. The record is from the annotation of a GenBank genome assembly. Lineage: Eukaryota; Metazoa; Platyhelminthes; Monogenea; Polystomatidea; Polystomatidae.